UUUCAGAAAGACAGUCAGAUACCCACACACUGCUUUAUGGCCACGCCUCAUACCCUCAACCCUCCUUAGCAACCCCUCCCUGCCUUUAUAACGAACUUAAUGAAUCGGCACACUUAUCUUUUGGAAGCAGAGAAAUCUUGGGGUGGGGGUCCUUUUAAAAAAAGGCUAGUGUUCAGUAUCUUGAGGCUAUAUGACCUCAGCACAGCUUCUUACCAAGACAGUCCUAGUUGCACAGUGAAGACAAUAGGCUCUACAGUACAGACGCUCAGAGUGGACACAGAAUUAUGGAGGAAGGACCAUACAAGUACAUCAGGGAUGGGAAUGGCAAGGUUAUUCGAGUCAUCCGGAUCGGAACUCGCAAGAGCCAGUUGGCUCGCAUCCAGACGGACAGUGUUGCAGACAAACUGAAAGAACUGUACCCUGACAUCCAGUUGGAAAUAAUUGGCAUGUCAACAACAGGAGACAAAAUCCUGGACACAGCUUUAUCAAAGAUCGGAGAGAAGAGUUUGUUCACCAAAGAGUUGGAGAAUGCUCUGGAGAGGAAUGAGGUGGAUCUGGUAGUCCACUCGCUGAAAGACCUUCCCACUACUCUGCCUCCUGGAUUCACCAUCGGGGCUGUGCUAAAGAGAGAAAACCCCCACGAUGCAGUGGUUCUGCACCCAAAAAAUGUAGGGAAAACCCUCGACACACUACCAGAAAACAGUGUGAUUGGCACCAGCUCUCUGAGGCGCGCUGCCCAGGUGAAGAAGAGGUUCCCCCAUCUGAUCUUCAAAGACAUUCGUGGAAACUUAAACACUCGGCUCAAGAAGCUGGAUGAGAAGGACGAUUUUGCAGCUAUCAUCUUGGCUGCAGCUGGCCUUAAGAGAAUGGGGUGGGAGAACCGGAUCAGCCAGGUCCUCGGACCUGAAGACUGUAUGUAUGCCGUUGGACAGGGGGCACUGGCUGUGGAGGUUCGGGCCAGAGAUACAGACAUCCUGGAGAUGGUGUCUCUCCUCCAUGAUCCUGACACGGUGCUGCGUUGUAUAGCUGAGAGAGCCUUCCUGAAACAGCUGGAGGGUGGCUGCAGUGUUCCAGUGGCUGUAUAUACUCAAGUAAAAGACUCCCAGCUCUACCUGACAGGGGCAGUGUACAGUCUGGAUGGAUCAGACAGCCUGAAGGACACAAUGCAGACUAGCAUUGCAGCUUCGGACAAGAGCCCGGAGGAGGUGGAUGACCGGGUACAGCGAGUAGGAGUCACUGCCAGGAAAGUGUCCGGUGAAGCCCAGGACAGGGCCGAACGACUGGGCAUCGACUUGGCCAACUUACUGCUGAGUAAAGGAGCCAAGGAUAUCCUGACGGUGGCCCGGCAGCUCAACGAUGCCAGCUAAUCUUGCUGAGCCCAAGAGGACUUGAACUCAUCCUCGGUGCAGUCAGUUGCAGCUUUGUGCCAAGUAAAACUUCAAUUUGAUGUUAUAUAUUUGAGACAAGGAGUAUGAGGAUCUAAUUAACUUUUGACUAGUUUGAACACUACUUGGACCACAGCUGUGGUACAACGCUGCUGAAUUGACUGUCAUUAUGUGCUUCAGAGUCCAAGUGUUCUUACAGACAGUACCUCAUCCCCUGAGCCGAGUAGAAAACACCUUAAUGCUGUGAGAAAGUGAGAAAAACAGAAUGAUCAUCAGUAUUUACACCAUUGUCACUGGCUCAUAUCCUCAUCAUUAAACCCUUCAAUAUGUUUUAAUAAUACUUAGCUUUCUCAAGCACUUAGCAGCCUUAAAUGUUAUGAAUAACAAAACUUCUUGCAUGUACAUGUCAUCCAUUCACACUCGGCACUCAUGUUGACCCAUUUAACCGUCGUCACUCUUAAUUUAUCUCAAUUUGACCACAACUGGGAGGUUUAUUUAUUUCUCGUAUUGUCAUCCCAGUGCUGAACAAACUGAGCAGAUUUUCCAUAUAUCGUCCAGACUUAAUGCCUAGUUCUUCCUCUUGUUCCUGCAGGGAGGGAGACAUAAGAUUUUAGUUCUUCAAACUCUUAGCCCAGUAAACCUGAUGGUGCCAAAGAUGAGUUUGCAUAAAAAUGUGUCUAAUACUGCAAUGAGAUGGACACAUCUCAUUGUGUCCAUCACAUUUAAUUUCACAUUUUUGUGUGAAAUUAAAGAAUAUAUUUAAAUUCUAUUUUCCAGCUUUUAGAUCAACAUCCAGAAGUCACAAGGGACUUUUGCUCUUGAAUGUCCUCCAUGUUGUGACCUCAUGCAUGGGAGUAAUGAACUGAUUAGUGUUGUAUGACAGUGAUUUAAAGAUUACGAUAGCUACUUCUUGCACAAAGACAAUAUACAAAAUAUAGACAACAAAUAAAAGAAUAAAAUGAUGCCAGUGUCUGUUACUGCAAAACAUAGAUACUUAGAAUCCCAAUGUUUCUGAUCUAAAAACAUCUAUUAACAUUUCUGCAUAGGCUCAAUGUCAUUGAUAUGAUAUUCAUAUGUAAACAUGGUUUUUAUGUUUAGACUUAGACAUUGACAGCAUUUGGUCAUGUUUGGAGAAAGAUACUAGGACUUAGUUUUACACAGAAAAUGUCUGUAAACAUGUGACAACAAUUGACUUCUGUAUUGAUGAAUAUGUACAACUAUUUCAAACUAAACUACAAUCUUUUUCUAAUGCUAAACCAAGAGUUUUUACAUCCUGCUGCCUACUGGGGAGAAGAAAGAAAAUAGAUGUUUGACCAGUUGAAGUUGAUUCUGUUCUUUGCAGAAAUGUAAAAAGGUAAAAUUUUAUUCUGGGUCAAUGCUGGAAUUAUAAGCUUACACUGUGGCACUGUCAGUGACCACCAUCAAGCACUGUUGUGCAGGAGAAUACUUGCUUCAUUACAGUGAAGCUACAAGUGCACUGACUUUUUUUCAGGUACUGGGCCUUCCUCUAAUAAUUUUAUGUCCUUUUGCUAUGCUGAUGUUUUUGAUAAACCCUUAUGCCUUCAGAAUGGAAGGUAUUGUUAAGAGGUGUGUGGAUUCUGCAGCUACGCGACCACUGGAUAUGUACAGUGUAAAUAUAGAUUAUAGAUAUGUACUGUGUCAAGGUUUUAACAGGUUUAACGCCUCUGUAAUGGAGACUUUAAUGUUAUAAUGUUGUCCUGCAGGAUGCUCUACUCCACACUGUGGAAAAGCAAUAUAUUUUCCAACUAGCUGACCUAUAAGACUACUCUGAUUAAAUAAAUAAAUGUAUAUGUUUGCAUCAUUGUUGUAAGUGCCAAUGCAGUCAGUGUUUCAUUUAUGUAAAAUGCAUAUUUGCCUUACAUAUCUUUAUUUUGUAUCUAUAUUGCCACUGUACAGUUAGUGUGACACCAUUUUAUUUUGAUUUUAUCUAUCUUUAUUUUAUCUUUAUUAUACUUAAGUUAAACCUCCUAAAACAAUGUGAGGUACUGUUAGCCAUAUUUGCUUCAGCUUUAAUUUCUUUAUAAUUAAAUGUAGGAAAAAAAUCCCCAUCCAAGUGUUGCAUCAGUGUGCUAAUGAAGAAAAAGUAUAAUGCUUGUUAUUGUGAAUAUACAAAAUUAAAUGAUCUUAAGCAAAACUAUCAAUAAAGCCACAGUAUGUAUGUUUUCAAGA
This is a messenger RNA of Sphaeramia orbicularis (orbiculate cardinalfish), 3575 nucleotides long. Its product is annotated as porphobilinogen deaminase. Gene Ontology annotation, biological process: heme biosynthetic process. NCBI's taxonomy places the organism in Eukaryota, Metazoa, Chordata, Actinopteri, Kurtiformes, Apogonidae. The record is from RefSeq and is a predicted model, not a curated record. Gene Ontology annotation, molecular function: hydroxymethylbilane synthase activity. The coding region runs from base 285 to 1367 and encodes 360 amino acids. The transcript has 14 exons. Gene Ontology annotation, cellular component: cytoplasm.